Molecule: messenger RNA, 732 nt
Organism: Colletotrichum lupini
Lineage: Eukaryota; Fungi; Ascomycota; Sordariomycetes; Glomerellales; Glomerellaceae
Exons: 7
Coding region: 1-732 (243 amino acids)
Source: RefSeq, a predicted model, not a curated record
AUGCAGAGGGCCCCAUUGUCAUCAAGCCAUCAGAAAGCCGCAGCCCCAAUGAACGAGUUGCUGUUUAGGCUGGAGAUCAAAGGCACUCAAUUCACACUCCGGGAAGCGAGCACUCGAGAGGGUCUGGACCUUAGGUGCUGUCGAUCUGAUGAGCUGGCUAUGGGGUACGUAAUGAACUAUCAUCUUGGCGCUCAAUGGCUCUUUCCAGGAGGUGCCAGUCAACGUCUCGGAACGUCUGAUCAGGCGGCUAAACGAGCUCGGAGCCUUCCCCGGCUUCACGGCAUUGCGACACUAACAAAUUACUGGCCAUGUCCUCGGAAUCGGUCCGCAACUCAAUAUCGCUUCUGGACUAGCUCCGGCUCCCGCGUCUCGCUACAUGAACUGGCGAUCGUGGCUGCCGCGGCUUUGAAUGUGUUUCUUUGUCGAUGUCAGAAUCGAUGGCUUUCCGGGAACCUGGAUACCUGGUCAUCGGUUCAUCCUCCUUGGCUUGGAGACUUUGUUCCGCCUGAAGGAAACGGCGCCAGGCCGAAGAAACUAACUGCUCAGGUCCGUGAGACAAUGUGCGUGAUCCCGUCCUUCUUUCUAGAACAAGGUUUCGAGUUUUACUCUUUUCACUUACUGUCUGCUGUACCUACUGUCCCCCUCACUCUUCCCAAAACCAUCAACCCAUUUCUGGUCGUCCCUCAUUACUGUACCCACGUUGGCAGAAUACGACCGAAUACGGGCAUGUAA